Tarenaya hassleriana is the source of this 2320-nucleotide messenger RNA. RefSeq names its product pollen-specific protein SF21-like. The transcript has 11 exons. The record is from RefSeq and is a predicted model, not a curated record. Bases 910 to 2034 code for a protein of 374 amino acids. NCBI's taxonomy places the organism in Eukaryota, Viridiplantae, Streptophyta, Magnoliopsida, Brassicales, Cleomaceae.
CCCUUUUCUCUAUGUGGGUAUCCGAAAUUCGUCGGCUUUUUGCAAAUAUAUGAUACAUGUUUAUGGAAUUUGGAUAUGAUGCAAGUUCUGAUUUCUUGUUUUCCCUAACUCGGGUUUCUGCUAAAAAAAUGCUUAAGCAAUUAGGGGAAAUGUAUGAUUGGGUAUUUGGUUUAGUGUUUGUCUGAACCAGAGGACAAUGGAUCUCCUUCCUUGGUUUCUUGAAUUAGUUAUGUGGAAGAAACGUUGGGUUUGUUGUUAUGGUUGCUGUUCUAGCUGGGUUUAAUUGGUUUCAUUCAUCUGUGCUUGUGAAUACACAUUUUCUCCGUUUCUUUACCAGGAUGUUUAUCUCAAUUUACUGCAGUAUAAUCAUGCAACCCAUAUUAUUGUAGGGAUUCAUAUGAUUAAAAAGUCGUCUCCUUUAAUUAUCUAGAUCUUCUGCAGAUUGCAGAAACUCCCCUUUCCAGUUUUAUGGUAGCUUCAAUUUCGAAUCUUCCAUUUUUCUACUUCUCUUCUUCAAGCAUCUUUCUUUUUAGUGGCGCUGUGGCAGAUGAUUCUGUCCCCAAAUUGUCAGUUGAUCAGGUUUAGAGAACGACAUGUGAAAACCAAUCAACUAUGUGGGGAUAAUUCUUCUAUGUUCUCGGGGGAUAUCUUCUCUGUAUUCCUCAUUCUUGUCUUAUUGCCUUUUGAUUCUAUGUCAAAUGUCCAGCUGUUUUUGUCUACUUUUAACCCUUUGUUUACAGGGCAAUAAAAUCUCACGAAAUCAAUAUGUUUUUCUUCCUUUUUAAUAACUGAUAUUCCAUUUCCAAGCCGCUCUUUUGCACUGUCAUUACUUUUUUUUUUAAAAUUAAAAAACAUAAUGAUUGGAAUUAGGCUAUUCUUUUGUUAGAUUGAUUACAGUAGAAGCUGCACAUGGGAAGCCUGAAACUAGGAAUUAUUUUCUUAAUUUCUUUCUUUUUCCAUUCCACCAAAAGCAAGUUGUCAUAUACAGAGACAACUGAAACAGAGAUUUGUGUGACUGAAGAUAAACACAUGAAUAAGAAAUUGGAAAAUACUGUGGAGCAUCAUGUGAACACAGGCUUUGGUCUUGUGUCUGUCAUUGUCUGUGGAGACCGAGAGAAGCCGGCAUUGAUCACCUAUCCCGAUUUGGCCCUAAAUCACAUGUCAUGUUUCCAAGGAUUAUUCUUCUGCCCUGAAGCUGCUUCCUUGCUGCUACAUAACUUCUGCAUUUACCAUAUCAGUCCACCCGGGCAUGAGUUGGGAGCUGCUCCGAUUUGUCCUAAUGAUUCCGUGCCAUCUGCUGAAGGUUUAGCAGAUCAGAUCCUUGAAGUUCUCAACUAUUUCGGCCUUGGGGUAGUGAUGUGUAUGGGAGUGACUGCAGGAGCUUACAUCCUCACCUUAUUCGCUAUGAAAUACAGGGAACGGGUUCUUGGUUUGAUACUUGUCUCACCUGUAUGCAAGGCUCCGUCUUGGUCUGAAUGGUUCUAUAACAAGGUCGCCUCAAACUUGUUAUAUUUCUACGGUAUGUGUGGAGUGGUGAAAGAAUUUCUGCUUCAGAGAUACUUCAGUAAGGAAGUCCGUGGUAACAUGGAGGUUCCCGAGUCAGAUAUAGUGCAAGCAUGCAGAAGACUGCUUGAUGAGAGGCAAAGCAUAAACAUCAUGCGGUUUCUGCACGCGAUUGAUCGGAGACCAGACAUCACGAGCGGACUGAAGAAACUAAAAUGCAGGACUCUGGUAUUCAUCGGGGAUCAAUCUCCGUUCUACUCAGAAGCUGUUCAUAUGGCCGCCAAUUUGGACAGGAGAUAUUGUGCCUUGGUCGAGGUUCAGGCAUGUGGAUCAAUGGUGACAGAAGAGCAACCACAUGCAAUGCUGAUACCAAUGGAGUAUUUCUUGAUGGGGUAUGGGUUAUAUAGACCGAGCUGUCUCACAGAAAGCCCCAGAAGCCCUCUUUGCCAUUCUUGCAUCUCCCCUGAGCUCCUCUCUCCUGAGAGCAUGGGAUUGAAGCUUAAGCCUAUCAAAACCCGGGUUUCGGCUUAGUUGUUUGUUCUUUUGGUUUGAUCCCAGUUUUCUGAAUUCUUUCUAAUCAUUCUGUUCUUCAUCUGUUUCUGAUUCUCUGGGCAUCAUUUCUUAGGUCCUGUAGAUAAAAGUGGUUAGGGAAAAAGCACAUUCUUUUGUAGUCAGCCGUGAGAAAGGAGUCUUCUUUUUUGUUUAAGUGUUGGUGCUGUUUUAUUUGUAUGUGUAAAUGUUCAUGUAACAUGUGAUUCGUUAUGUACUUCAAGUGAAUGACAUACAUUUAAUAAUAAGUAAGUGGAAUUCAUAUGAA